This is a messenger RNA of Alternaria atra, 1452 nucleotides long. RefSeq lists its product as uncharacterized. Gene Ontology annotation, biological process: fungal-type cell wall (1->3)-beta-D-glucan biosynthetic process. NCBI's taxonomy places the organism in Eukaryota, Fungi, Ascomycota, Dothideomycetes, Pleosporales, Pleosporaceae. The record is from RefSeq and is a predicted model, not a curated record. Bases 1 to 1452 code for a protein of 483 amino acids. Gene Ontology annotation, molecular function: 1,3-beta-glucanosyltransferase activity. Gene Ontology annotation, cellular component: fungal-type cell wall; cytoplasm. The transcript has 3 exons.
AUGCCUUCUUUCACUCGUGCAGUCGCGUUGCUCCCCGCGCUCUUCUCAACCGUCGCGUAUGCCGUUCACCCAGUCGAAGUCCGCGGCCAGGACUUUGUCGACACCGUCACGAACAAGCGAUUGAUGAUCGUUGGUGUUGACUACCAGCCCGGAGGUCAAGGAGCAUACCAGCCCUCAAACAGCGAGGAUGCCCUCACAGAUGCCGAUGUUUGCCUGCGAGAUGCAACGCUUAUGCAGAAACUGGGUGUGAACACAAUCCGUGUCUACAAUCUCGACCCUUCGCUCGACCACUCCAAGUGUGCCUCCAUCUUCAAUGCCGCCGGUAUCUACAUGAUUCUUGAUGUCAACUCGCCCUUACCAGGAGAGAGCAUCAACCGCGAGGCGCCAUGGACUUCCUACAACAGCGAUUACCUUACUCGUGCGCUUGGUAUCAUCGAGAACUUCAAGGGCUUCCCUAAUACCCUGGGCUUUUUCUCCGCAAACGAGGUUAUGAACGACCUGUCCACUGCUGAGUUCAACCCACAAUACAUCCGGGCUGUCCAGCGUGACAUGAAGAAUUACAUCAAGAACCAUGCCGACCGCACCAUCCCAGUUGGCUACUCUGCUGCAGAUGUCCGUGAGAUCUUGCAAGAUACCUGGGCCUACAUGCAGUGUGUACAUGAAGAGGAUGCAUCAUCCUCCGACUUCUUUGGUCUCAACUCCUACAGCUGGUGCAACGGCGACAACUACCAGACUUCCGGCUACGAUGGCUUGGCCACCAUGUUCGCCGACUCUGCCAUUCCUGUCUUCUACAGUGAAUAUGGCUGCAACCGUGUUACUCCCCGGGACUUCGAUGAGGUCCAGGCGCUCUACGGUGACCAGAUGAGAGCACUCUCUGGUGGUCUCGUCUACGAGUACUCCCAGGAGGAGGCCAACUACGGUUUAGUCGAGAUUGAUCAAGACGGCUCUGUCAAGCUCCUCAAGGACUACGACAAUCUCCAAAACCAGUUCAACCAGCUCGAUAUCAGCUCCCUUGAGUCGACCAACCCUCAAUCUACCGAGAUCCAAGCACCUGAAUGCGACGCUAGCCUUAUAUCCGCGCAAGAAUUUGGCAAAAACUUUACGAUUCCGGCUGUUUGCCCUGGAUGCCAGGACCUUAUCGACAACGGUAUCGAGAACCCGCAGAACGGUGCUCUGGUGGACAUUGGUGACAGAAACGUCAAGCAGAAGGUCUACGGUAGCAAUGGCCAGCAAAUCCAGGACUUGUCGCUCAACGUUGUAUCGAAUGAUGGGUCUAACACACCCAGCGGCGAGAACACAAGCCCGAGCGGCACUCCAAGCUCCAGCAGUGGCAACCCCAGCCAGACUGGGGACGCUGCGCAGCCUUCGGAGACGCAAGGCGCAGCCUCGCACGUUGGGUCCAGCUGCACCGCAGCUCUGAUCGCCAUGUUCGUAUAUGCACUCUUCUUGUAA